AUGAACUCUCGUCUCAAUGGCUCUGCUCGUCUCAUGCUAGUCUCAGAUCUUGAUUACACCAUGGUGGAUCAUGAUGAGCCUGAAAAUCUCUCUCUUCUGAGGUUCAACGCGCUGUGGGAAGCAAAUUACCGCCAUGAUUCUCUGCUGGUAUUUUCAACCGGAAGAUCACCAAUCACUUACAAACCAUUGAGGAAUGAGAAACCAUUGCUAACGCCUGAUAUAACAAUCAUGUCUGUGGGAACUGAGAUUAUGUAUGGUUAUGGUGAGGCUAUGGUUCCUGAUGAUGGGUGGAAGCAACAUCUGAAUCACAAGUGGGAUAGAGACAUUGUUGUUGAGGAAACUAAUAAAUUUCCUCAACUUACUCCUCAGGAAGAGGGAGAGCAACGACCGCACAAGGUUAGCUUUUAUGUAGAGAAGGUUGUGGCAUUGGAGAUAAUGAAUGUUUUAUCACAACGGUUGGAGAAACGUGGGUUAGAUGUGAAGAUAAUUUAUAGCAGUGGGAUUGCUUUGGACGUUUUACCAAAAGGGGCGGGCAAAGGGCAAGCUCUUGCAUAUUUGUUGAAGAAAUUCAAACUUGAGGGGAAGCUUCCCUACAACACUCUGGUUUGUGGUGACUCUGGAAAUGAUGCCGAACUAUUCAGUCUUCCUGAAGUGUAUGGUGUGAUGGUCAGUAAUGCAAAAGAAGAAUUGUUGCAGUGGUAUGCAGAAAAUGCACACAGAAAUCCCAAUAUACUUCAUGCAACAGAGAGAUGUGCAGCUGGGAUAAUACAAGCCAUUGGAAAUUUUCAUCUGGGUCCAAAUGUAUCUCCAAGAGAUUUCAAAGAUUUCCAAAAGUGCAAAGUGAAGAAUUUUAGUCCUGCACAUGAGGUUGUAAAGUUCUAUUUGUUUUAUGAGAGAUGGCGGCGUGCAGAAGUGGAGAAAUCUGAGCAGUAUUUUCAAAACUUGAAAUCAGUCUUUCACCCGUCGGCUAUCUUUGUCCAUCCCUUGGGAGUUGAGCUACUUAUCCACCAGUGCAUGGAUGCAAUGGCAAAGUCGUAUGGAGAUAAGCAGGGAAAACAGUUUUGGACAUGGGUGGAUCGAUUAUCCUCGGCUCAAAUUGGCUCAGACACAUGGCUUGUGAAGUUUGAUAAGUGGGAAUUGAAUGAUGAUGAGCGGCAAUGCUCUCUGACUACAGUCCUGAUGAGUUCAAAGUCAGAGGUACCGGAUGCUUAUACUUGGCUGCACAUGCAUCAAACAUGGUUCGAUGGUGUAGAACUUAAAGAACCGGAAAGAUGGGGUGCAGCUAGAGCUUGCCCCUAG
Messenger RNA from Prunus armeniaca (apricot), 1299 nucleotides. NCBI's taxonomy places the organism in Eukaryota, Viridiplantae, Streptophyta, Magnoliopsida, Rosales, Rosaceae. The record is from the annotation of a GenBank genome assembly.